AACAAAAUUGGCCAACGAUGUCGUUUUAAUACACGACCGGUUCAUCUCUAGUGGAUGACACCUGGAUUUUAACUUUCAACAGUUGAAAACCGUUAAAACGAUAAAAUCUGAACACAGAAAUAUCAUAUGAACAGAUUGCAGAAUCCAACCUCACAGACCGGAGUUGAUGCUUCUCUGUGCGAAUCUAAACAAGCCAUGGAACUCAACGCAGCCAACUCUCCUUCUCCCAAAAUGCAAAACCUCGAACGACGUAAACCAAAUCCACGCCCGUUUAAUAACAACUGGUUUCAUCCAAUGCCCCACUCUCACCACCAAACUCAUCCUCGCUUUCUCUCCUUCACCAUUGCCUCCCUUGGUCGACUUUGCUCGCCAUGUCUUCUUCAUGCACCACGCUUUCCCGACACAAGACAGGGACCCUUUUCUUUGGAACGCUGUAAUGAAGUCAUAUUCCCAUGGGCGUGACCCGGAACAAGCUUUGCUCCUGCUCUCUUUGAUGCUUGAGUGUGGGGUUUCUUUUGAUAAGUUCUCUUUGUCUUUGGUACUUAAAGCGUGUUCGCGGUUGGGUUUAAUGAAGGAAGGAAUGCAGGUUCAUGGGUUGUUGAGAAAGCUGAAUUUUGGGUCUGAUUUGUUUCUGCAAAAUUGUUUGAUUUCUUUGUAUUUACGCUGUGGUUUUAUUGGAUACGCGCGCCAAUUGUUUGAUAAUAUGUCUAUGAGGGACUCCGUUUCAUAUAAUUCGAUGAUUGAUGGGUAUAUUAAACGGGGGAUGAUUGAUUUGGCAUGCGAGUUGUUUGAUUUUAUGCCAAUGGAGUAUAAGAAUUUGAUAACUUGGAAUUGUAUGAUUAGUGGUUACGCCCAAUUGGAAAAUGGGAUGGAUUUGGCUUUGGAAUUGUUUGAGGAAAUGCCGUAUAGGGACUUGAUUUCGUGGAACUCGAUGAUUAACGGGUUUGUAAAGCAUGGGAAUAUGGAAGAUGCUCAGGCUUUGUUUGAUAUCAUGCCGAAAAGGGAUGUCGUCAGUUGGGCUAAUAUGAUCAAUGGAUAUGCUAAAUUAGGUAAGGUUGAUCUAGCUAGGCGGUUGUUUGAUGAAAUGGUGGAAAGAGAUAUUGUCAUGUGUAAUGCUAUGAUGGCUGGUUAUGUCCAAAAUGGAUAUUGUGCAGAAGCUUUAGAAAUAUUUUAUCAUUUGCAAAGGGAUGGUAAUUUGCAGCCUGAUAAUGCCACAUUGUUGAUUGUUCUUUCAGCAAUUGCACAAUCAGGGCACAUUGAAAAAGGGUUGGUAAUACAUCGGUAUCUAGAGGAAAACAAGUUUUCUUUGGAUGGAAAACUUGGUGUUGCUCUUAUUGACAUGUAUUCGAAAUGUGGCAAUGUAAAGAAUGCUAUGCUGGUUUUUGAGGGUAUAGAGGAUAAGAGUGUUGAUCACUGGAAUGCUAUGAUUGGUGGGUUAGCCAUUCAUGGCUUGGGUGAAUUGGCUUUCAAUUUGCUCAUGAAGAUGGAAAGGCUUUCUGUAGAACCUGAUGAUAUCACAUAUAUUGGGGUGCUGAAUGCUUGUGGCCAUGCUGGCUUGUUGAAGGAAGGUCUGAUUUGCUUUGAUAUCAUGAGAAGAGUUCACAAAAUGGAACCAAAGCUGCAACAUUAUGGAUGCAUGGUUGACAUCCUUGGCCGGGCAGGGCAGGUAGCAGAAGCAAGAAAAUUUAUAGAGGAAAUGCCUAUUGAAGCCAAUGAUGUGAUUUGGAGGGCUCUGCUCAGUGCUUGCAAAAAGAAUGAAAACAUCGAUGUUGGAGAACCGGUGGCUAAUCAUUUAUUUACACUGGACUCUUGUAAUUCAAGUUCUUAUGUUCUUCUAUCUAACAUAUAUGCCGAUCGCGGUAUGUGGAAUGCUGUUAGUAGGGUUAGGAUGAUGAUGAAAGCGAGAAAUCUGAAGAAAAUCCCUGGUUGCAGUUGGAUUGAACUAGAGGGAACUGUUCAUGAAUUCUUCGUGCAUGACAAAUCCCAUUCCCAAGUUAUGGAGAUCUAUUCUUUGUUGGAUGGCUCGACAACAUCCAACUCUGAGGUCACACCUUGUGGACGUCAUGUUUAGGUUGGAAUCUACAACCUGAAAGCCUGGAACUCAGUUGUAGAUAACAAGGAUCUUAUUUCAUGUAUGAUUAGUUGCUUGGAACUUAACUGUAUGCUGUUCAAUUAUUGUAACUGUAAUUUCAAUUAAUCUUUUUCAGUAACAUACUAAUAUUUGUUUGAGGAGUAAGGUUGCUUUGUCUCGUUCUUUCGGCUCAUUGUUUAUCCAUAAGCUAGUUGGUCUUUCUGGCGGCAACGUUUCCCACCAAAUUUUACUGCCUGUCAAUUUGUGGAUUUGUACUUAGGACAAAUAAGUU
This is a messenger RNA of Durio zibethinus, 2363 nucleotides long. Its product is annotated as pentatricopeptide repeat-containing protein At2g45350, chloroplastic-like. Gene Ontology annotation, biological process: RNA modification. Gene Ontology annotation, molecular function: RNA binding; protein binding. Lineage: Eukaryota; Viridiplantae; Streptophyta; Magnoliopsida; Malvales; Malvaceae. The record is from RefSeq and is a predicted model, not a curated record.